Thamnophis sirtalis is the source of this 768-nucleotide messenger RNA. The record is from RefSeq and is a predicted model, not a curated record. NCBI's taxonomy places the organism in Eukaryota, Metazoa, Chordata, Lepidosauria, Squamata, Natricidae.
AUGAACAUUAGUGAAAUCAUACAAUAUUGGAGAUACCCUAGUGAAGAGUAUGACAUCCUGACAAGUGAUGGCUAUUAUCUCAAAGCAAACAGAAUUCCUCAUGGAAUACACAGUCCUGAAAAGACAGAGUCUAAACCAGUUGUGUUACUGGUAUCGGGUAUUCUGACUGAAGGAAGAUCUUGGCUCAUCAAUCUUCCCACCCACAGUCUGGGUUUUGUUCUAGCUGAUGCUGGCUAUGAUGUAUGGAUAAUAAAUAACAGAGGAACUACCUGGUGUAGAAGGCACCAGACCCUAACUGUUGACCAAGAAGAAUUUUGGGAUUUCAGUUUUCAUGAAAUGGCAAUUUAUGAUAUUCCUGCAGCUAUGAACUUUAUUCUAAAUAAGACAAAGCAGGAUAGUUUAUAUUACAUUGGCCAUUCUCAAGGAGCUUCAAUGGGAGUCAGAACAAGAACCUGGAAACGUAAUGAUGGGCUUAGAAAACUUCUCAAAACUAAUUUGAAGGAAAAUGCAUCAGAUGUGUUUUCUUUCACAUUCCAUACCACAAAUGUUUCCAAACUGAAAGUUUUCAUAUGUACUGGACUAUCAUUCCCCACAUUCAAUUUUGUCUUCGAUCAUGGGAGUUUUAGUCCAAAACUUCUAGAGAUCAAAAUUGCUAGAGAAAUCUCCUUAAGUCAUGAAUCUUGUUCUUCAUUUUUGUUAAUAUUCUGCCUAUUUGGGGAAUACAUUCCAAAAAGUAUUUAUUUAAGGAAGGUAUUAACUAAUGUUUAG